AUGGCUGUGUCCGCUAUGUUCCAAGGGACACGACUACCCCCUUUGCAAGAAUCAUUGUCUCUAGACCUGUCGAAAUCUUUGGCAAACUUGUUUGUCAGAGCCAAUAAGUACAUACUCCACAUAAAGAUGAUGAGAACAAUAGGGGGAAAUGAAGAUGGAGAAAGAAAAAGAAAAGAGCGAGAUAAUGAAGAAGGAUCGAACCAGCGAAAAGAACGGACCAGGAGGUCAGAUAUAGUCAGACCGCAAUUCCACCAUUACACUAGGCUCAAUCAACCUCGGUCAACUAUACUGGCAGCAGUAGAAGGGUCGGGCCUUCUCCAGCUUCCGAAGAAGGCAGACCGUCCCAUGGAGAGAAAUCAAGAAGAAUACUGCAGGUAUCACCGGAUUUGGGGGCACUCUACUGACCAGUGUAGGGAGUUAAAAAACCAGAUUGAAGCACUCAUUCGGGAAUGGCACUUGCAAAGAAUUAUGGCCCCCCCUGACAAUGAGCCGACACAUCAAGCCAUUCAUGUUAUCUCUGGGGGUGAGACUCUAGCUGAGAAUACUUCUUCUUCUCGAAAAGCCUACGCUCGUCAGGCCUACCAGGUCAAUUCAAUGAUGGAGGCAAGAGAAGACAAGGAGCCUAUCACAUUCACCCCUGUUGAUAGGGUGAUAUAA
Molecule: messenger RNA, 657 nt
Organism: Diospyros lotus (date-plum)
Lineage: Eukaryota; Viridiplantae; Streptophyta; Magnoliopsida; Ericales; Ebenaceae
Exons: 2
Coding region: 1-657 (218 amino acids)
Source: RefSeq, a predicted model, not a curated record